AUGGGGACAUGUCCUGAGCCAGGGGACACCUUGGGGACAUCCCGAGGACACCGCGGGACCACCGUGGGGACACGUCCUGAGCCGGGGUCACCGCGGGGACAGACGGUGGCCGAGGACAGACCCCCAUCCCGGGGUGGGGGAGGGGCAGCUGCGAGAGUUCCUGGAGAUUCGGGGUCGGCGCCAGCACCGCCGGGGGGGCCUGGGGGUCCCCGGUGUCCGGCGGGGGGUGGGGCCGUGCCCAGGUGUCCAUCUGUCCAUCAGUCAGGUGUCCAUCAGACCAGGUGUGCACUGGACCAGGUGUCCAACAGCCCAAAUGUCCAUCUGUCCAUCAGCCAGGUGUCCAUCACUCCAGCUGUCAAUCAACCCAGGUGUCCAUCAACCAGGUGUGCAUUGGACCAGCUGUCCAUCAGCCCAAAUGUCUGUCUGUCCAUCAGCCCAGGUGUCCAUCAGCCCAAAUGUCCAUCUGUCCAUCACUCCAGCUGUCAAUCAGCCCAGCUGUCAAUCAGCCCAGGUGUCCAUCAGCCAGGUGUUCGUCUGUCCAUCACUCCAGCUGUCAAUCAGCCCAGCUGUCAGUCACCCCAGCCAUCAAUCAGCCUGUCUGUCCGUCUGUCCGUCUGUCCAUCAGGACGGACACCCCGGCCUCGGUGUCACGACCCAUCCGCUCCAUCCUCGGCCGAUUUCAGCCGUUUUGGGCCGGACCGAGCCGUUCCUCACCUGUGCCGCCCCACCGGUGCCGCGCUCACUGCCCGGCCCCCGGCGCGCCCUCGCUGCCCUCCCGGGCUCGGCAGCGGUGCCGCCGCAGCGCCGCGGGCCGGGCGAAGCUCCUCCGGCAGCGCGGGCAGCGCGCGCGGCGCUCGUGGCCGCGCAGGUGCCGCGCGAUGGAGCCCAGGUAGAAGAAGCUCUUGCCGCAGCGCUCGCAGCGGUACACGCGCUCGCCCAGGUGCCGCCGCCGGUGCUCCAGCAGGUUCCCGCGGAAGCGGAACGUCUCCCCGCAGGUGCGGCAGCGCCGCGGCCGCGCCUUGCCGCGGUGCCGCCGCUGGUGCUCGGCCAGCCCGGCGGUGUCCAUCAGACCAGAUGUCCAUCUGUCUAUAG
Messenger RNA from Pyrgilauda ruficollis (rufous-necked snowfinch), 1092 nucleotides. RefSeq names its product translation initiation factor IF-2-like. Lineage: Eukaryota; Metazoa; Chordata; Aves; Passeriformes; Passeridae. The record is from RefSeq and is a predicted model, not a curated record. The transcript is spliced from 5 exons. The coding region runs from base 1 to 1092 and encodes 363 amino acids.